AUGUCAGUCGGCGGGCCUUGUCUUUGGUUGCCUUCUUUAUCUUCGCCGGUUCCCUCACCCCUGUCAGCAGUCUCCUCUCAUCUCUCUGCCCGGAGUAGUGACCGAUUCUCUUUGGGGCCCCGGAAUAUCUCACCACGGUUAUCUGUGCAGAAGAAAGAGGAGCCUGGAGUUCCUGCUUCCAUUCCCUCUCGUUUUGCUGAGAUGCAACCGACGGGACACAGGGCUGAGAAUGCCUUAGGUCACUCGGGAGCACAGCCGUCCGGAAUGGCUGCUUCAGUGCCGUAUCCCGGGAGAGAUGUCUCAUCGCGGGAUACCAUCAACCACAGGUUGGAAGCGGCAAAACAGGAUAUGUUGCCAGGCGUCAAGUUGGAAAUUCCGAGUUUGAACCAGCGGGUGUUUUCCGCUACUCAGCCCCUGGUCGGGCAUGGUGGUCACUCUGAAGAGACCGUUGUUUCAUCUUUUGCGGGUUCCCACGAUCCGAGAGACGAUCAUGGACCAGAGUCGACGGUUAGUCCUGAUGAUGAUAAAGAUAUGAUGGGAAGCGACGACAACAAUAGAUCACCGUCGAUGGAAAAAAAGAAGAUGAAGCGAUUCCGUCUAACACAUAACCAAACCCGAUUUUUGAUGAGCGAGUUCACUCGCCAGGCACACCCCGAUGCUGCUCAUCGAGAACGUCUAUCCAAGGAGAUUCCAGGAUUGACACCUCGCCAGGUUCAAGUCUGGUUCCAAAAUAGACGGGCAAAGCUUAAGCGUCUCACUACAAACGACCGUGAGAGAAUGCUCAAAUCUCGGGCCCUUCCAGACGACUUCGACACGACCAAAGUUCUUCGCACGCCGUUUGAGGGCAAGUCCUCGGGAGUCACACCAGUGGCGUCACCAUCAGGAUACUCGGCUCCGAACCCUGACUUCGGAGCCUUGAGGACAUUGCGUACAGAACGAUUCCCCCGGCCGAAUGAAGACGAAUAUCUCGUUUCACCCCUCAGCUCAGCAUCAACAGCAGGUCCUUACAUGUCAUCAACGGGACAGGGACAGAUGUUCCGCCCAGCUGCAUCCGCCUCCAUGUCCGAUCUACAUCGAAACGUGCGCAACGACUACUCAAUCACCCGAUCCAGCAGUCUAUCCGAUGCAUCGGCCCAUCCUUCCCCGUAUGCGGGGUACGGGAUGCCUAAUCGCUUCGCGGGACCGCAGGCGAAUCAACCAGGCAUGCCCUACAUGAGUCGACCGAUGGAGUACGCCGUUCCCCGACACCCAGGCAUCCCAGCAUACGAUCAGCACCAAUCGUUCGAGGGCUCCGUGUCACCAACAGAAUCUCACAAUGCACAUAUGGCCUACGACAUGAACCCUCUAGGCUCUCAACCACCCAACUAUAACCUGGGCAUGGCUUCUCAAUUGCCUACUCAAGGCCGCCCCUUGGCUAUGCAGAAUCUGCCGGUUUCUGCGGCCCCGGAUUAUCGUCACUACGCUUACGAUACUACCGCUGCCCCCAUGGGCUCCAUCCCUUAUACACAGUCCAAUCCUUCGAAUUUGACCCUCCCAUCCUCCUUCGGCGCUGAGUCUGGUUCUAAAUUUGGGACCUCGCCUUACAAUUACGCCAAUUAUAUUCAGCAGUGA
Messenger RNA from Penicillium brevicompactum, 1611 nucleotides. Its product is annotated as homeobox domain-containing protein. Bases 1 to 1611 code for a protein of 536 amino acids. Gene Ontology annotation, molecular function: DNA-binding transcription factor activity, RNA polymerase II-specific; RNA polymerase II transcription regulatory region sequence-specific DNA binding. NCBI's taxonomy places the organism in Eukaryota, Fungi, Ascomycota, Eurotiomycetes, Eurotiales, Aspergillaceae. The record is from RefSeq and is a predicted model, not a curated record. Gene Ontology annotation, biological process: regulation of transcription by RNA polymerase II. The transcript is spliced from 4 exons.